AAUCUUUCUUUCGUGUACAAUAAAAUUUAUUAAAUCCGAAGAAAUCUUUUUGAAUUGAAUAUUCUUCCACGAAUUCCUAAGGAAGUGCAAUUCAGGAAAGGAGGAAACUUUAGGAACAUUUAAAGAAUUCAUCGUGCUAUCUAGGCAUGAAUUGCUGUGGAAAAUUACCUGGAAUUUUUCAACAGGAUUUGGUUAAACAGUCAUUGAUUCGACGUCUUUUCAACUGAUAAUUUCUUAUUGGAUAUAAAUGUAAACAUUAUAUGAAGUAAAACCAAUAAAAAUGUAUAGGCUUUAGUGAACAAUUUUUAAAUAUGCAGUAGCGAACGUGUUAAAUAUUUUGUAACUGUUUUAUAGAAGGAAUAUUUUAUUGGCAAGUUUGCCUUGCAACGGCAAAAAGACCAAGGAAUGACAAAGCGAUUAGUUUUAUUAGUGCUUAAUGGAAUAGAUAUAAAUAAAGACGUAUGGGCAUGGGGAGGUGAGCCGUUAUAUCGGAAUGGCCAAUUCGUUGGUACCGUUACUUCGACUGGCUACGAUUUCGUAAUUGAGAAGCUGAUUUGCCUUGGAUUUAUCAGUUUACCUGGAACAAGACACGAGCAAGAAAUAAAACUUGUUACUACGAAUUUUAUAAUGGGUCCAUCGGCACGUUAUGAAGUAGAUAUCGCUGGCACUAGAUUUCCCGCUGAACUACAUGUUUAUCCUUUGCCAAUACCGGCAAUAAAUAGCAAAUUAAAUAAAAAAUACAUAACUACUCCGGUUAUUUCAUAUCAGACCGACGUCUUGUGUUAGAGAGAUAAUACUCUUUCUAGUCAUUUAUUUAUUUAUAGCAAAUGUAUUUAUACAAAGUUCAGGCCAUCUGUAUUUAACAAUUUGAAGAAAAUUUUUUUUCAAAUUAUUAUCUGUGUAACACAAUAAUAAUUCCUUGAAAUAAUAUACUAUAUAACUUAUCGUCUUCUGUUUACGAAUACUUUCCUUGACGGACAUCGGAACGUAGCCGACACUCAUCAUUGAACAAAUAUUUUCUGUUUUAAAAAAUGUUCGAAAAUUUUCUUAAUGGAUAUUGAAUACAAAAAUCAUUCUGCAAACGAAUAGACACAAAAAUGAAAUUUAUUUUUUCUAUUCAAGAUAUAGACUGGUGUAUGUGUGCUUGCGC
Molecule: messenger RNA, 1150 nt
Organism: Odontomachus brunneus
Lineage: Eukaryota; Metazoa; Arthropoda; Insecta; Hymenoptera; Formicidae
Product: pyruvate dehydrogenase phosphatase regulatory subunit, mitochondrial-like
Exons: 3
Coding region: 406-786 (126 amino acids)
Source: RefSeq, a predicted model, not a curated record